Messenger RNA from Abrus precatorius (Indian licorice), 331 nucleotides. RefSeq lists its product as uncharacterized. Bases 68 to 268 code for a protein of 66 amino acids. The record is from RefSeq and is a predicted model, not a curated record. Lineage: Eukaryota; Viridiplantae; Streptophyta; Magnoliopsida; Fabales; Fabaceae. The transcript has a single exon.
AUAAAAUUUCUAAUAAAAGAAAGCAAGACAUAGCGAGCGAUUAUUACCUUAACGUAGUGAGUAGAAGAUGUGUAUAGUGUUUGUGUGCGGCGAGGAUGAAAGGGUGGUGUCGAGGCAACCAGCACCGGGAGCGUGUCCUUACUGCGGAGGGCUGAUACAGGCUGUUGAUGUAGAGAGCCACUGGAAUUUCUGUUUCCUCCCUUUAUACGUUAAGACCAAGCGAAGGUACUACUGUACCAUCUGCAACAGCCGACUCAUCCUCCAGUAGGUCCUCAUCAUCAUCGCUCUACCCACCUCCCCUGCCCCAUCGACGAUUCCAACCAAAAACAUC